Molecule: messenger RNA, 227 nt
Organism: Racocetra fulgida
Lineage: Eukaryota; Fungi; Glomeromycota; Glomeromycetes; Diversisporales; Gigasporaceae
Source: the annotation of a GenBank genome assembly
AUGGGCUAUAAAGAAGAUCAAGCAGACGCUAAUAAUGAAUCUUCAUUAGAAAAAACAACAUCUAAUGAUUCUACAACGUUGUUAAUUGGAGAAAUUUUUAACUUGGAAACUGAAGAAAAUUCAGAGUCUUCCGCAGUAGAAACUGCCCAAGCUGAUUCCCUUGAUAAUUUGGAUUAUGAUCCAUGUGAUGUGUUGAAUAAUUUUUUAGAACAUGAAAAACAGGGAAC